This is a messenger RNA of Ostrinia nubilalis (European corn borer), 416 nucleotides long. RefSeq lists its product as uncharacterized. Bases 78 to 416 code for a protein of 112 amino acids. The transcript is spliced from 4 exons. NCBI's taxonomy places the organism in Eukaryota, Metazoa, Arthropoda, Insecta, Lepidoptera, Crambidae. The record is from RefSeq and is a predicted model, not a curated record.
CAGACAAUAGAAUGUGUAAACAUGGCUAGGACAGUAAAUCAACGUCACUUCUAGUUGGCUAACCACGGAUAAUAGACAUGGUGUCGACAAACAGUGUUUCAGUGCUCCUGCUUAUUUUAUUCAUCACAGCAUUAACAGUAGCCCAUGGGCCUCCAUCGGACCGAGACAAUGAAGAUAUUGCUAUGGGCCGAAAGAUGGGAGCGAAGUGGUGCAGCAUGGCGAAGGUGUGCAACCACGACCGCGUGCCCAUCUGUGGGAUCAGCCACGCUGGUGAUGUCAUGGGCUUCAGGGACCUCUGCGACAUGUUUGACUUCAACUGCAUUAGGAGACGAAAUUAUAAGCAGACUGCGUGUCCAGAAGACAAAUCCAUCCUGACUGUGUCCCGCAGACCGACUAAUAGCUACUACGAUGAUUAA